GGACAGCAAGGAGGCUGCGGCUGGGGGUGAAGAAGCGGGGGCGCUAAUAACGAAGGAGAUCUUGAUGUGGCUUCGCGACUUGUUUAACGGACCAAAGGUUCUGCCACUUGAUGAGGGGAUGGGCAAUCUGGCGGGGGGUGGGACACACGGCAACAAAGAGAGAGGUAAGGGUGAAAGGCGGGCGGGCGGUGGACAAGGCAGAGGGGGUGAAGGAGAAGGAAGAGGAGUAGGGGUGGGGAAAGGAUCGGGAAGAGGAGAGGGGAUAGGGCGAGGAGGAAGAAGGGGGGAGGGAGACAAAGGAGAAGGUGGGAGAGUAGGAACCGAGCAGCUAAAGAUGAAAUCGAUGGGGGCGGCAGGUCUGGAAGGAGGUGCUUCCUCCUCCACCGCUACAAUGCGGAAAGAGCGCCGAUUCUCCAGCGGAGGCAGUAACGAGCAGCGUGCAAAUAUUCGCGCGGCCUUGGAGCUGCGAAGGAAUCGCGCCGUAACUGAAGGGACAUCUCUCAGAAGGCGAGAUGACGACGGGAAGCGAACGUAUGCUUCGGCAGAAGAAUUCGUGGUUCUGGAAUCUUCUCUCGCUCACCAUAUUCUCUUGGCUCGGCUGGACUUCACAGAGAGGAGGCAGGAACGUGAGUUAUAUGGCGAUAACCCGGCUCUGCAUCCCCCACGGGAUAGUAAUUACACUCGACAUGGGGGAUUCAAUGUCUUUGUUUUGGAGACUGCUUUGAUAAGGCGCCGGCUUGAUAUGCAGCGUGCCCCUUCGGGUGGCAACCCGGACCACUAUUCGCAUGUUUGUGCCUAUAUUCUACAUACUCCUGACCACUACACCGCUCUUGUCCGUGCCUCUGGUUCUUGGGAAUUAUGGAAUGGCGGUAAUAUGGUGCAAACUAUUACUGCCAUCUGUGAUCUCGUGCGGGAAGAACAUGAUGACGGAGUCCGUGUGGACGAGGUGGUUUGUGGAUUAGGAAGAGGGGUAGCGGAUGGAGACAAAACCAGGGGAGGUAGAAGUGGUGAAGACAGCGGCGGUACAGUAGUCGGAAGGUGGGUAACAAACAGAGAUAAGACCAGGGGAAGUAAAGGCGGUGAAGAUGGGAAGGAUGAAGUCAGGGGUGGUGAAGUGGCUGAAGCGAACACAAGGGGGGCAGUCGCAGGUGAGACCCGAAGAGGGGACUCUGCAGGUGGUAAUGCAGGCAUGGCCACAAAUGCCAUGGAGGAGCACACCAAGACCGAGGGCAACACAACAGCUGUGGUGGCCACGGAUGCCAUGGAGGAACACACCGAAACCAAGGGCGACACAGCAGUCGUGGUGACCACGGAUGCCAUGGAUGAACACACCGAGACCAACGGCGACCCAACAGCUACGGGUCGAGUUGCUCUCGCAGAAUCAAUCGUAGAAGCAACCAAGGCCGAUGGGGAAGAGGCUGCGAACCGAAAAGGGGUAGCCAGGGUCACAAAUGGCAUGGAAGGGGUCAUUACGACUGAUGAGGACGCAGGUGCAGCAGAUGCAGGUAAUGAAGAAGAGGUUGUGAUAGGUGUGACAGGCGCCGGUAAUGAAGAGGGGGCUGUGACAGGCGUAGUCCGAGGACAUGUUCUGUCGGGUCCAACUAUCACGGCGGAACUGGCGGCAGUGUUGGUUGCUCACCUCGUCUCCACAGGGAUGUUGGACGGGGAUGAGGACCUAGAUGCAAGGGCAUACUCUAUUGAUUGGGAAAGAUUUUACAAAAGUGAUUGUUCGGAUAGUGAGUCGGAGCAGAAGAAUGCAGAUGAUGAGAAGGAAGACGUGGGGUUGUGCUCAAAUCUGAGAAAGGGCAACUGUGAUAGUGAGGGACCGUACAAGAUAGACGAUCCAGACGUAAUGUCGCCCCUGGAGAAGGGACAAGACACGCCCAGGCCCACUUCUGGUGACGAACCAGUGGGAAUGGACACGGGCGUGCCGGCCCCCCUGUAGAGCUCCUACCUUCAACACCAUGAAUGAAAGCCGCCCGUGAUA
This is a messenger RNA of Chara braunii, 1987 nucleotides long. The record is from the annotation of a GenBank genome assembly. Lineage: Eukaryota; Viridiplantae; Streptophyta; Charophyceae; Charales; Characeae.